Messenger RNA from Acanthaster planci (crown-of-thorns starfish), 3025 nucleotides. Its product is annotated as 3-oxo-5-alpha-steroid 4-dehydrogenase 1-like. NCBI's taxonomy places the organism in Eukaryota, Metazoa, Echinodermata, Asteroidea, Valvatida, Acanthasteridae. Gene Ontology annotation, molecular function: 3-oxo-5-alpha-steroid 4-dehydrogenase activity. Gene Ontology annotation, biological process: steroid biosynthetic process. The record is from RefSeq and is a predicted model, not a curated record.
ACAUAUUUUCUAAACACAAACGAAGCAAUCCCACAAUUAUUGAUUUUUCCCCUUAUUGAUUAUUGUUUAUUCAGCUAUGUCUGGCUAAGUCUAUCAGCCCAACAUGUGCAUGGCAUAAUUUAUUUGAGGCAUAAUUUCUGCAUAGGCCUCCACCUCUUCACACCUCAUAACCAUCUAAUGCCAAUGACGUCAUUGUCGACAUGUUCUGUUAAAACUAAUGACAAUUAUGAUAAUAACUUCGGUUACAGAUCGCAGGGCUAUUUCUUCACGUCAUUGCAAGAAAAACAAGUUACGCAUCAUACUAAUAAAAAUGUGAUAAAGAAACGUGCACGAGUGUUAAUAAGACUGUUGCACACAGAGUUGAGACCACAUUAAAGAAGGAUUUUUUUGUGGACAAGCAGAAACGACGAUGAAUCAUGAUAUACAUUCUUUUGUUAUGGGCCUCGAGCUGGACCAAGAGGGAGCGUUCUUUCCUUAGCAAUGGAAGAUCCUUCGGUACAACUGUGCAUCGCUGUUUCACGAACGGCUAUAGGAAACGCAAGCGUUGCAGUCAUAUCGCUACCAACAAAAUGACUACUCCCAACCAGCGCGGCUCUGUUCAACUGCUGAGAGGGUGUUGCUUCUCGAAGCGGAUCGGUGAAUACGGCGCGAAAUCGACACAUUCGACGAUACGGUGAACGCCAGUGAUUGUGAAGGUAAUAUCUGUGACUCAUUUUGCUAUAGUCGACAAGCACUUGCCACCAUGAUGGAGGUACUGUCGCACCUAGGAGCUGCUGUUGGCGAUAUGCUAGGCUGGAUUGGAGAAUACGAGAGAGGAAUCCUGGGAUCGAUUGCCGUUCUGAUGGUGCUCCUCGGGACAUACACCACUCUUGAAAAUAAAACACCCGAGUCCCCUAGGUACCUAUCCUCCGGAGUUCGGUCCACAAAUUCACCUCUGAUGAGCAACAAGCUAGCCUCCCUGCUCACCUAUCCCAGUGCGUUUAUCAUUCCAUGUUUCUGCAUGUAUGUUAGCAGGAACGCCACACACAUAAACAUGAUCCUUGCGACACUCAUGGUUAUCCAUUAUUUACAGAGGACGUUUAUCUUUGGAUUACUGUUAAAUGGGACCAGCAAAAUCCCGGUGCAUGUAUUUCGAAUGUCGGCUACCUUUUGUGCACUGAAUGGCUAUAUGAUUGGCCGUUACCAGACCGAGUACGCAGUGUAUGACGCUGACUGGUUAACAGACCCACGAUUUGUUAUCGGUGUGGCUCUCUUCUUCAUUGGAAUGGCCAUCAACAUCCACUCCGAUCAUAUCUUGAGGAAUCUUAGGAAACCUGGAGAGACUGGCUACAAAAUACCCAGAGGGGGGCUGUUUGAAUAUGUGUCUGGAGCGAAUUACUUUGGUGAGAUCGUAGAGUGGACGGGCUUCGCCCUUGCAUGCUGGACUCUGCAUACCGCGGCAUUUGCCUUUUUUACUGCCGGUUACAUUGGUGUGAUCAAGGCGUUUGCACAUCAUCGAUGGUACCUGGCAAAAUUCGAGGAUUACCCUAAAAGCAGAAAGGCAGUUAUUCCUUUUCUCAUUUGAUGGUAGUGGCAUGACUUUUUUUACUGUGUGCUGAAGGACAAAGGAGCAGACAACUUGGAACAUCAUCACCUUUAAACACACAUCAAUCAUUGUGUUAAUUCCGUCUAAUGUUCUAUGCAGUGUCUUAAAAAGAAUCCCAUGAAUUUCGUUUAAAGAGAUAGUUUGGGGGGAAAAAUCCCUCUGUGUUUUAAAAUAAAUUUUAGGUGUUCGCCUUAAUUAAAAGAACCAAAAAUAAAGAUGUGCGGCUUUCCAAGCCCUUCUGAUUUUAUUUAAAGAUCACUCAUGCAAAUUAGUAAGUUGAAAAUAUCUUUAUGUAAAUACAUUGGUGACUGUAAUAAAAAAAACCCAGGUUUUAAGAGUAGACUGUGGCCCCACACAUUUUUUUAUUUCCCUUUGAUAUAACUAUAAUUUUUAAUUGUAUCCAUAUGAAUCGCAGGGUUUUAUCACACACCGUAAGGUAGGAUUAAAAACCUGAUUCAAGAUUUUUGGGGUUAUCUAAAGAUAGUAAAUCAGCAUCCUGAAGCCAUAGUUUGGCAGGGGCACUGCAGGAGGCUUCCAGAGAAAGUCAGCAAGGCUGAGCUUACUGAGUUCACUCAAGAUCCCACCACCGGAUCACUGUCUAACGUUGGUAAUGCUGUUCGUCUACAGUUACGUCUACAUAUUUAACUUGUACUCAACAUUAUUAAUGUUCACCACAAAACAAUGCUUUCAUUACAAAUCAAGUAAUACUUCAAUUAAUUACAAAUCAGCAUAACCCCAUCAUUUAACCCGAUUAAAAUUAUUCUCAGGAUUGUCAGUAUUAAGAUUUGUGUUAUUUACAACUGUAACAUCCAGCAUCAUCACUGGAUCAACAUCUCCGCCAUAAUGUAACGAACAUGAAUAAAUAAAUAAUAAAUCAAGGUUUUGUUUUAAUCAGCAGAGACUAGUGAUCAGAAAGCCUUUUCUAUUUGAGGCCGUAAGAUACAAAGACGUAAAUGAAACUUCGUCCUUCAACUUUGAGGACGAGUCGAUCAAAUUUCAUGAUGAUCAAUGCUAUGGUGCGAUUUCUCUCCAACUUGUCCAGUACGAUACACAAUUAUGAAUGUGACAAACAAUAUGUUAGUGACAAGUUUUAAUUUCUCCUGCGACAUGAAAGCUGUGCGGUCGUUUGGUUAAGAUCAAGCCUGUCUGAGAUUCCUCAAAACAGACGCAAGGUUUUGAAUUCGACAGCUGUGCCAAUACAUGUGCCCUUGUUGAAACGGCAAUCACUCUGGAACGCUCUCACCCGCCACUUAGCUAGAAGAAUGUGUCGCAGUCAACCCGUAGUACCACCAUUACAUUGUACGUGUACUUCCAAGGGAUACAUGCAAACUGACUCUUUGAUGGAUAGUGAAGACACGAUUUUGAGUAAUGUUGAGGAUUUUUGUGCUCGCCUUAUGACUUCGUACCGUUUGUUUUCUCAUAAUUAGGCUCAAAGUCCUA